CGAUCAUGGAUUUUACAAAUGUAAAUUGCAAUAAUGGAGAGAUAUUCAUGUUUCAGUCUUCAAGUCCACCAAAAUUGGCACAGCCAACUCCUCCUCCACCAAGUGUAAUUCAUAAGGCAAGGUACAAGCGUAACAGUAUAUCCAAGAAUCCUGAAGAAGCUAGACAAAAACGUAUUGAGCUUGACGCUCAAGUUCGAAGGAAACAUCGUGAGCAGCUUAUUACUGCUAAGCGAAUCAAGCAUAAUUUGGAUGAUUUCAAAGACGAUGAUGCUGAAUCCGAAUUUGAUUUGACUCAUCACGAUAUUGAAAAGUUGAAAUCUGGCUUAAAUGAUUCGGAUCGUGACUCACGCCUUUCUAGUCUUAAAGACUUGAGCACGUACCUUGCGGAUCCUCCAGACACUUUGAAGCAUUUCGUUAUAAACGAUAACUGUAUCGAUAUUUUGAUAAAAUUCUUAUCGGGAGUUGAUCCCGAGGAACAGUUACAAGCAACUUGGUGCAUCACAAAUAUUGUUGCGGGUCCUAAGGAAUUUUGCAAGAAAGCUUUUGCAGCAAUUCCACACUUAAUUAACUUUCUUCGUGGCGGAAAUACUUCAUUACAAGAUCAAGCUGCUUGGGCAAUUGGCAAUCUCGCAGCGGAAGGUCCUGAAUGUCGAGAUAUACUUCGUGCAAAUGGAGUUUUGGUUCCCUUGAUUGAGCUACUUAAUUCUAAGAACGUGUCUCUUGUUCAAACGAUAUGUUUUGCACUUUCCAAUCUCGCUCGUGGCUCAAAUGCAAAUUUGGAUGAGUUUUUUUCUGCGGGCAUAACUAAACAUCUUUUGUUUUAUCUAGGAACUGAUGAAAUGAAUGAAGUUGUUUCUGAGAUUUCUUGGGUAUUGACAUACUUGACCAGCUCAGAAGAUGACAAAUACACGCAAAUAUUAUUGAAAGAUGGAAUCGUACCACCCCUAGUAAAGCAUUUGCGACCUUUUAACCAUGGACCUCUAGCACUACCAUUGAUUCGUACAUUUGGUAACAUUGCCAGCGGUCCAGAUGACAACACUGAUAUUUUGAUUCAACAACCUGAUUUUUUGCCUGCUAUGCUCGAAUACAUUCAAAGUGAUUGCAGACCCGUUAAAAAGGAAAGCUUAUGGGUCAUGUCUAAUAUUACGGCAACUCGUCGUCCAGAAGUCUUGAUAAAAGUGUUUAAUGCUGGAUUUAUUCCGAUUCUCUCAAGUAUUGCGACGCAUACCAAUUUUGACAUUCGUAAGGAGGCCGCAUACAGUUUGCUAAAUAUUGCUUCGCAUGGUGAAGAAUAUAUGCGAUCUUUACCUCAUCAGGAUCUUUUACCAGGUUUCUUGGAAUUCAUUCGUUCUCAAGAUAUUGAUCUGAAACGUUUGGGAUUAGGAUAUGUUGAAUUGCUAUUAACUCAAGUGCAAAAUGGCCAACAACUUCUUGAGCAAAUGCAGGGUAUCGAUGCUUUGGAGUCCGUUACGUUGUUAGAGGAUCAGUCACUACGUGACACGUCUACUCGCCUAAUGGAUAAAUAUUUUGGUGAAGACUUUCAUUCCAGCAUCAACGAAAUUCAACUAACUGAAUAG
This is a messenger RNA of Dentiscutata erythropus, 1577 nucleotides long. Lineage: Eukaryota; Fungi; Glomeromycota; Glomeromycetes; Diversisporales; Gigasporaceae. The record is from the annotation of a GenBank genome assembly.